AUGCAGUGGGUCAUUGACUUGGUGGGACCUAUGCUGACGGCACCUGCCAAUAAAGAGAUGAUGAUCGUUGCCACUGAUUACUUCACCAAAUGGAUCGAGGCCGAGGAUUUAUCUUCUACCAAGGAAGCUGAUGUUGAACGGUUCAUCUGGAAGAACAUUAUUUGCAGAUUCAGUUGCCUGCAAUCGAUAGUCACCGACAACGGUACACAGAUCGUGGGCAGGCAGACCACCGCAUUCCUUGCGAAGUAUGGCAUCAAACAGCACCUGUCAACUCCCAGAUACCCGCAAGGCAAUGGCCAAGCAGAGGCAUCCAACAAGAUCGUGCUGGACUGCCUAAAGGAAAGACUGGAAGGCGCAGAAGUAAAAUGGGUCGACAGGCUGCCAAGAGUCCUAUGGGCUUAUCGCACAACCAAAAGGAGAUCAAACGGAGAGACACCAUUUUCCCUGGCCUAUGGGAACAGAAGCAAUCAUUCCCCCACACAUCACAAUCCCUUCCAUGAGUAUCGAGGUGGGCAGUCUUGA
This is a messenger RNA of Prunus armeniaca (apricot), 522 nucleotides long. NCBI's taxonomy places the organism in Eukaryota, Viridiplantae, Streptophyta, Magnoliopsida, Rosales, Rosaceae. The record is from the annotation of a GenBank genome assembly.